UUAAAUCAAUAUCUAAUUCCUUGGCUGUUUUGCAGUUAAUAGAAAUUGUGCAUAUAAGAACAUACUUUGUAGUUUUCUUAAGUCCAAACAUUCACGAGAGAAUAAAAUGCUCAGAGAUAUUUAUUGAAAUAAAAAUACAAUGUUGUGGCUGACUCUGAUCAAUUUCCUUAUUUUACUUCAUGACAUUCUUCUGAACAACGGACAAGCAAUUGAUUCUAUUGGAACGUUAAGAAAACGUAUUGCGAAUGGCGAGGAGGCUCAAUUGUUCGAAUUCCCUUUCCAAGUUGCAAUAAGGAAAAACUAUGACGGCAGCUGGUAUCUUGAAUGUGGAGGUGUAUUGGUUGCUCCAGAUAAAGUUUUGACAACAUACAGUUGCGUAACUCGAACGAAACCCAACAAUGUCCGUGUGUCUGUCGGGGUACUCAAUAUGUUUGGGCCACCAAACCAGUACGAACAAACUAUUUACGUUUCCAAAAUCUACAGGCAUGAAAGUAUCAAGGAUGAUCAAUUUGAAGUAUUAGGGUCCCAUAAUAUUGCCGUACUAACACUAAUAACUCCAGCCAAACUUAACCAGAAUGUGCAGAUUGCCAGAUUAGCAGAAAAUGUUUCUAAAUAUUUGGAAACUUACGAAACAAUGGAAAUGGAACCACGCUGUAAAAUGAGUGGCUGGGGUUACACAGAUAGAAGAAAUCUUGUACCAAACACGCUACAGAAAGCAUCCACACGAAUCGUUGAUAAUAAAUUGUGCCAGCAAUGGUGGCCAAUGGUCAAAGUAGCUCUUGAGGAAGGGAUGUACCUUUGUACCAUGGACAUGAAUGUGUACGAAUCGUCGCAGAAACCCACUUUAAGGGGACCUUGUUUUGGAGAUGGUGGCACCCCUUUACUGUGUGCACCUAACAAUGACAAACUUGAGCUGGUUGGAUUGGGUAUCAGUGGAACUAUUGACUGUUCAGAGAGUUACCUCCCUGUUCUGUACCUAAAUCUUUCAAUGUACCGCGAUUGGUUGUCAGACAAGUUGUAAACUUUUACCAGAACAUUGAAUAAACUUGCCCCCC
Biomphalaria glabrata is the source of this 1055-nucleotide messenger RNA. Its product is annotated as chymotrypsin-like elastase family member 2B. Lineage: Eukaryota; Metazoa; Mollusca; Gastropoda; Planorbidae. Bases 140 to 1021 code for a protein of 293 amino acids. Gene Ontology annotation, biological process: proteolysis. The transcript has 6 exons. The record is from RefSeq and is a predicted model, not a curated record. Gene Ontology annotation, molecular function: serine-type endopeptidase activity.